AUGCCCAAGGCUCAUACUACCCCGGCACUUCAUCUGCUGCACUGGCCUGUGAUACAAGACCUAGUAUCGAAGCCAUGCAACCCUCAAGCAUUGAUGCAACUCGAGAUGAGUAGACCGCCUCUCCACUUCACCAGAGAAUUUGAGCCUGACUGGACGGACCCGAUUGAAGUUUACGUGAAAGCCUUCUUCGAAAAGGCAAACGUCUGGUACGCUGUCGUGAGCCCCUACGCAUGGCGAAGCUAUUACCAGUCGGCCUCAUCGGUCAACGUCCGAUCCGGUGCAGAAAGCUGCAUCGUUCUCCUCGUUCUCGCGCUAGGAAAAGCAGCUCAUUCUCACCUUAGCAUCUCUGAACUACCACCGAACCACCCACCUCCAGGAUUAUCCUACUUCUAUGCAGCCUGGUCCCUCCUGCCAUCCCUACUGUUGCGCAGCGACGUCCUGUCCGCGCAAGCACACAUCCUCGCAGCGGCAUAUCUCCUCUACCUCGUCCGUCCUUUAGAAGCCUGGAAUGCGCUCUGCACAGCAUCUUCCAAAAUCCAACUUCUCCUGUCCUCUCCAACCACAAUCCCGCCACAACUCCGCGAAUUGGCAGAGCGGAUAUACUGGAACACUCUCCUCAUAGAAUCCGACCUCCUCGCGGAACUAGACCUCCCACACACCGGAAUCGUCUCCUUUGAAGAAAGCAUGCGCUUACCACGAAGCUUCCCCUACGACACCACGGUCCCGGAUUCCCCAGGAACAGACGAUAUCUGGUACUUCCUCGCCGAGAUCGCCAUCCGUCGUCUCCUCAAUCGCGUCUCUCACCUUAUAUAUUCCCAGAAACAACAGCUCGGAAAUCUCGAGCCGAUAGUCACGGAGCUGGAUUAUCAGUUAACGCAAUGGUACACUUCCCUCCCACCUUCUGUGCGAUUUCCAAGGGAAAGAACCCCAGCUCGGAAUCAGAUCCAGACAGUCUUGAGAUUACGAUACUUUGCUUGCCGGACGAUAAUUUUCAGACCUUAUAUCCAAGCUGUUCUGCACGAGCCGAGUCUGAUCAAUGAGCCGGGUGUCAAAGCGGCGUGUGAGAAGUGUUCGGAUGCUUGCAUUCGGCAACUCGAGAACAUAAGUGUACAUAGAGAAGGACAUUUACCUUAUCUGUGGCAAGGCGCGUUGUCGAUCACAAGUCAGUCGCUGCUGUUGAUGGGCGCGACGCUGUCACCCGUGCUGAGCGGUUUGCUGCCCUUAUCCAAGCAAGAGACCGACGCGGUGAUAGCAGACGUCGUUGCAGAGAUUGAAGGCCUUGCUCACCUGGCGCCCAGUCUGAAGCUUUGUGCGGAGAUCGUGAGGGAAGCGGAGGAGAGGAGACAGUUCCUGAUGCAAAGACCAAAGACAUGA
Lecanosticta acicola is the source of this 1374-nucleotide messenger RNA. Lineage: Eukaryota; Fungi; Ascomycota; Dothideomycetes; Mycosphaerellales; Mycosphaerellaceae. The record is from the annotation of a GenBank genome assembly.